Ambispora gerdemannii is the source of this 652-nucleotide messenger RNA. The record is from the annotation of a GenBank genome assembly. Lineage: Eukaryota; Fungi; Glomeromycota; Glomeromycetes; Archaeosporales; Ambisporaceae.
CGAUAACACGUCUCCCUUUCACGGAGAAGAGCACGGGAAAAAUUUUGAUACGAGGAGGCGUAGUUCAAUGGCUAGAACCUCGGCCUUCAGAUCCGAUGAUGCGGGUUCGACUCCUGCCGCCUCUGCCAGAAAUACAUUGGCCCAGGACACAACAUUGUCGAGUGCUGCUAAUGAUGUUACUCUUUUAGGAAGUUCUAGUUGUGAACUUGAAGUAAAGGUAAUGAAAAAUGGUGAAGAGGUAAAAGAAUUCCGCGAUGUAAAAGGAAGCGAACCACAAGCUGAAUUUCAAGAAGCCAAAAAAGAAGCCCAUAAGAAAUUAUUACAAAGAUAUUUUUCAGACAAAAUUGGUAAAAGCAAAGAAGAAGGAAAAAUAGACGGAACCGAAUUCCAGUACGUUAUAGGUGAUAACGUUGAAGGGGGGAAAAUUAAUAGGUUGAUUUUGAUAGUGUUAUUAGCACUAGUUGCCAAGAAGAUGGGAACGAAUCAAAAUGAACUAAAGUAUCAAACUAUUUCUACCUCGGCUCAAGACAUUCGAAUAGAAAGUUGUAGCAGUUGUAAUCCUUUUUAUACCGGUGCUUCGGCCAGUGAAAUUAAAGUGGGAGCAGUCGAGAAAUUUCGCCAACGAGCCCAAAAAGUUAAAGCACAAUCCUAA